AUAUGUAAGAAGAUCAAUGAUGGCGAUUGGAACCAUAUCUCCGUGGACUGUACACUAUAUAUGUGAAAGACAUUCCUUAUACACACGUUUUGUCUUGAAACGGUGCCCAGCUGCAUUCCUCUUAAUGAAAAGGGACUUCAAAACGUUGGCACUUCUCCAUUCUCUCAAUUCAUUUUUAGAUCCCCAAGAUGAGAAUAAAAUUGGCAUCAGUAGUGGCACAGCAGUUUUGCCACCACCCCACGCCUGGACCCCAGUCAGCGAUGAAGGUGAUGAUCAUUGUUCGAAGUUCCCAGUCAGAACGCAGUGUGAAUUCUUGAAGAUGGAAUUCAUGGAUGGGAUGACGGAACUCGGAUGUGACAGCAUAGAAAAACUGAAGGCCCAGCUUCCUAAAAUGGAACAAGAACUAAAAGAGCCAGGAAGAUUUAAGGAUUUUUAUCAGUUUACUUUCAACUUCGCAAAAAACCCAGGCCAGAAGGGUUUAGAUUUAGAAAUGGCCAUCGCCUACUGGAAUUUAGUACUUCACGGAAGAUUUAAAUUCCUAGACUUGUGGAACAAAUUUUUAUUGGAACAUCAUAAAAGAUCUAUACCGAAGGACACUUGGAACCUUCUUCUAGACUUCAGUACGAUGAUAGCAGAUGAUAUGUCGAAUUAUGAUGAGGAAGGGGCAUGGCCGGUUCUUAUUGACGACUUUGUGGAAUUUGCACGCCCUCAAAUCGCUGGAAUAAAAAGCACGACAGUGUAGCACCCAACGAACCUUCUCCGAUGUACAUAGCCUUGUACAAAUAAAAAAAAAUGAUGAGGAAAAAUGGCACAGUCAAUUUCUGCCGGCUGGACUGAACAGACCUGAAGACCCAUCUUCCAGAGGCGAAAACUGAGGGCGGAGACCUAUCUUUUAAGGAUCUACUUUGGACCAUAUCGGACUGUGGCUGCCUCGGGCUUCUCUCCUAGCUUGAGUCGGCCUAGCUUAUUUAAAAAAACUCCAGUAGUGUGGAAUUUUUUUUUUUUUAAACGGAGCACUCUCAUCGUUCCCAUAAACCUUAAAACGUGUCAGGUGGUCAUUCUUUUGAGAUUUCCGGUUACGUGUAAAAGCACAUCCGUCUUCACCCAACCGUGGCAUAAGAAUCCCACAGAUCAGUAUCUCGUCCCGGUUUGUUUGGGGUUUUUUUUUGCUUUAUUCUGUUGUCGGGUUCUUCCCCCCCCCCCCUUUAUUAUUUCAGAACAGCUCUUCUGAAAUAUCGUUCUUCUGGGCUAGCCGCAAAGACUCGGCUGAUGGAGAACGCCCUUCCGAGAGCGACGCGGCUGAGGACGUCGGCUUCUUCGGGCCACGUUGUCGGAACGAACGGCUGCCGGGUUUUCCUUUCCCUUGGCGCAGAUGUCAAAAUGCUUUAACAGAAGCCUAGGUUCUUCUGCCCCCCCCCCCUUCCCGUUCUGGGCUAAAUUCAGCUGAUAACUGGUGGCAAAUUGUUGAGGGUCGAUGGCAUGUAUACAUUGGGAACAAUAACAGUGCGCCCCUGUUUUAAUAGUAUAGUCCAACACUGGGUGCCUAAUGUUAAAAGAUGACUCGCCCUUUGGUUGCCCUGGUUUCCUGUUUCUGCCUCUUAUUGUUGAUCCUUUCCCCAUUUUCUUUUUUUGCGGGUCCCCUCAGCUGCCAGCAUCCCAGCCGCCUUGGCUCUUUAUAAUACCAGACGAGCACUAUGUAAAGGAGCGUGGCUGGAACUGGGGUUCCCUGGGCCAUUGAGCUCAUCACGAGCUGCAUGGGGCUAGUGACGUCCCCCAAAGCCGCUGGGGAUACCUUGGCCUGCUUGCAAUCUACUUGGGUAGAGCAGUGCCCUGGGGCAGAGGUGGCCAGCUUCCUCAGGGAGCCGGGGCAGUUUCCCCCUCUCAUUUGUCCUCCAGUUCUUGGGGCUAAUUGGUACCUCCUCCUUCGUUGACCUAAAUCCACUGCCUGCCCAACCACCCCCCCACCCCCGGUAUAUUGCCUCAAAGUAGGCAGAGCAACAGAAAUGUUAUUUGUAACAUCUAGUGGAGGCGGCGGUUGCCAAAUGAGGACUCUCCAGUUUUGUCCAGAACGUGGAUCCUAAAUUGCCAACAACCGGCUUGUAGUAAAAUUUCGUAUCAUUGUAAAGCUCUUCUCUUUGUUCAGACCAUCUCUCUCUCUCCCCCACCCCGCUUUAAGUUCUACUGAAAUGUGAAAACUUGAAUACAGUACUGAAUGUGUAAUCUUCGUUACACAUCGUAAAAGUCUCCGUUAGAGCCAAUGAAAGGUUUCAGUAGUUGGAAUUACGAUGGCCACGAUUCGAAUCUCUUCCGCGUGAGCCACAUCGUAUAAACCUCGUCAAUGUGAGCGGUACUGCCGUCGUGGAUAAUGCCAUUUAUCAGUGACAGACGACGUCGACAAACUGCAGAUUGCUGUGGUUGCCAAAUGGGAGGCAUCAUAUCGCCCUGACUCAGAUCUCCCAGGGAGCUCUAGUGCGUAGGGGGAUUCUUGGGAACAGGAGGGGCUUCUCCGGUCACGUCAGCAUUGGCAGCACACAUCAAAGAUAGAGUGAAUAAGCUGCUAAGCUGAUGGGAGCCUCCUGGGAGGGGAGCCUCCUGAGGGCUGGGACCGGAAGGGGUCCUGCUUUCUGGUCCGUGCAAGUGCCAGGCUCUAUCAAGCACAAUCCAGCCGAAUGGGCGGAGCACUUUGAAGUCCAGUUUAUUUCAGCGGGGGGUAGUUAAGAAUGUACCUGGCUCAUUAGUUGAACUCUUUGGAACUUU
Messenger RNA from Sphaerodactylus townsendi, 2757 nucleotides. RefSeq names its product defective in cullin neddylation 1 domain containing 1 (gene DCUN1D1). Gene Ontology annotation, biological process: protein neddylation; positive regulation of ubiquitin-protein transferase activity. NCBI's taxonomy places the organism in Eukaryota, Metazoa, Chordata, Lepidosauria, Squamata, Sphaerodactylidae. The transcript has 5 exons. Gene Ontology annotation, molecular function: ubiquitin conjugating enzyme binding; ubiquitin-like protein binding; cullin family protein binding. The record is from RefSeq and is a predicted model, not a curated record. Bases 17 to 742 code for a protein of 241 amino acids. Gene Ontology annotation, cellular component: ubiquitin ligase complex.